This is a messenger RNA of Encephalitozoon romaleae SJ-2008, 876 nucleotides long. RefSeq names its product transcription initiation factor TFIIE subunit alpha. Gene Ontology annotation, biological process: transcription initiation at RNA polymerase II promoter; transcription open complex formation at RNA polymerase II promoter. The transcript has a single exon. Lineage: Eukaryota; Fungi; Microsporidia; Unikaryonidae. The record is from RefSeq and is a predicted model, not a curated record. The coding region runs from base 1 to 876 and encodes 291 amino acids. Gene Ontology annotation, cellular component: transcription factor TFIIE complex.
AUGGAUUACGUGCCCGUAAUGAACAAGCUCAUAAAGAAAGUGGUAAGGAAAUUCUAUGAGCCACAUCACGUAGUUAUAACCGACAUUCUACUUAAGAAGAUCCUUCUCUAUGACACCGAGCUUUGUGAAAGAAUGAAGAUGCUUUCAAAGGAGGUCAAUCGAUUGGUCAUUAGGCUGAAAGAGGAUAAGAUAAUUAAGUACGAAACAAAGGUGGAAAACAAAGAGGACAAUGGGCAAAUUCUACGCACUGUAUAUUACAUCAACUAUGCUGAGGUUCGAGAUGUUAUAAAGUACAAGAUAUUCAAGAUGACAAAGAAUCUAGAGAAUAGCAUAAAGAUGGCGCAAACAGAAGGAUAUAUGUGCAUGGAAUGUGGAAAGGAGUAUAGUUCUUUAGAUGCACAAAGUCUUAUGGAAAACUAUGUGUUCAAAUGUGAGGACUGCAAAGGAGAUCUUGUGGAAAACAAGAAGGAUAGAAGCGCUGACUGUAUGAUGUAUUCAAACCUGAUGUCUGAGCUGGAUGACAUUGUUCUCCUGCUGAAAGAGACAGACAAGUUCAGUAUUCCAUCCAUGGACUAUUUCCAAGUUCUUCAAAUGAAGAAGGAAAAGGAGGAUAAGCAGAUGCCGGCCCCAAAAGAAGAAGAGGCUUCGUCGAUAGCCUUUCCGACAGUGGAGGAGUUUGAUGUGGGAAAGGGUUAUGUUACUGAUGAUGGGAGCGAUCGUAGGAAAGAUAUAAAGAUAGAUGAGUAUGUAACCGUAAACGGAGCCAAGAAGUUAUUCUCAGACAUUACCGAAGAAGACAAAGAAAUGAUGAACGAGACUGAAUAUGAAGAGUAUUAUGAAAUCUAUUCCAGAUAUCAUGAGGACCUAGAGAGUUAG